ACCCAUAUAUAUCUGCUCGCUGUGAGUGGUGCUGGAUGCCUGCUGGGCGAGCAAACAUCGGGUCGCAUCUUCCAUCUGCAAGACGGCUACAGUAGAUUGGCUACCUCCUUGCCUGUCAGUCUUCCAAAUCUGCUCACUACUCGUCCCCACCCACCUGCAGCGAUCGUCGAUCUUGGCGGACGCGAUGGCCAUGGCCGUGGCGCCGGACCAGCAGCAGGUACCUGCAGGGGGCUCCUCGGCACCUCCUCGCCUCCUCUGCGUCCACGACACCACCCUGGUGCCGCCGUCCCCGUCACCGCCGGAGACCUCGCUCCCGCUCACCUUCUUCGACAUCAUCUGGCUCCACUCCCCGCCCGUCGAGCGCCUCUUCUUCUACCGCCUCGCCCCCGACGCCGACAUCGACAACAUCGUCUCCAACCUCAAGGACUCCUUGCACCAGGCCGUCCGCGCCUUCUACCCGCUCGCCGGACGCCUCCGCCUCACCCCCGGCGCGUCCGACCGAUACGAGCUGUACUACCGCCCGGGUGACGCCGUCACCUUCACCGUCGCCGAGUGCGACGAUGACGAUGCGGACAUCGACGGCCUCGCAACUGAUGAUCCCCGGGAGGUUGCCAAGAUCGCCGCGCUUGUGCCGCCGCUGCCGGAGGGCGGGCGGCUGUUAGCCUUGCAGGCCACGCUGCUGUCCGCGCGCCGUGGCCUCGCCAUCGGUGUCACCGUGCACCAUGCCGCCUGCGAUGGCUCGGCCUCAACGCACUUCCUGCACACCUGGGCGGCCGCAUGCAUCGGCGCCGAAACGCCGCCCCCACCUCCCGUCAUCGACCGGACUCUCCUCACCGACCCGAGGGGCCUGUACGACACCUUCUGCCAAGCGGCGCCCAGCACCGAUGAGAUGGAGUUCGUCAAAAUGUCCGCCGACCAGCUCUUCGCCACGUUCACCCUGUCCAAGAACGACCUGCAGCGCGUCAAGGACAUCGUGGCCAAUGAGGCCAUGAGACGCGGCGUUGCGCCGCCGCGGUGCUCCUCUCUUGUUGCCACCUUUGGCUUCGUCUGGUCGUGCUACCUGCAGCGAGCCAAAGAGAACUGCGGCUCCGACGAGGGCUCGAUGACCUGCCUCCUCUUCCCUGUCGACCACCGCUCGCGGAUGAAGCCUCCUCUCCCGGACAAGUACCUCGGCAACUGCGUCGGCCCAGCAAUCGGGAUGGCACCCAAGGGCGAGCUGGCGGCGGCAGGCGCAGGCUGCCUCUUCAGCGCGUGCGCCGCGGUCGCCUCCGCCAUAGACGAAGCUGUGCGCGACAUCGGGACACCCAGCAUGGACGCGUGGCUGGACCGCAUCAGGGAGGCAAGCGCGAAAGGUGUACUGUCCGUGGCCGGCUCGCCGAGGUUCCGCGUCUACGAGCUGGACUUCGGAUUCGGCCGGCCGGCGAAGGUUGACAUCGUGUCGGUGGCGAGGACCGGUGCAGUGGCGGUGGCGGAGAGCCGGAGGAGCACCGGCGGGAUGGAGGUUGGCGUCUCUUUGCAGCCGGCUGGCAUGGAGAGGUACCGGAAGUGCUUCGCGGAUGGCAUCGCGUGGCUCCACCAGCCAAGUUGAGAAUUAUUGAGAUGAAAUGUGUCGCUGCUGAAUUUGGUGGCGGAGGGCGGCAAGCCAAUCUAAACCUGCAUGAACCGUCUAGCCCACGAUCAUCGUUGCAACUAGUCGCGCGUACAUAACUGCUUUAUCUUUUUAUA
This is a messenger RNA of Panicum hallii, 1725 nucleotides long. Its product is annotated as malonyl-CoA:anthocyanidin 5-O-glucoside-6''-O-malonyltransferase-like. The transcript has a single exon. NCBI's taxonomy places the organism in Eukaryota, Viridiplantae, Streptophyta, Magnoliopsida, Poales, Poaceae. The coding region runs from base 185 to 1588 and encodes 467 amino acids. The record is from RefSeq and is a predicted model, not a curated record.